Molecule: messenger RNA, 1571 nt
Organism: Opisthorchis viverrini
Lineage: Eukaryota; Metazoa; Platyhelminthes; Trematoda; Opisthorchiida; Opisthorchiidae
Exons: 12
Coding region: 1-1506 (501 amino acids)
Source: RefSeq, a predicted model, not a curated record
AUGGGUUUCAGAUUCGCUAAGUUCAAUUUUUGGUUAAACGGCUAUUUUGCUAACGAAGAAGGGACGAAGAAGGAUCAUGCUCCCGUGUAUCGAAAACAUCUCCGAAAGGAUUGCAAGACAUUUAAGACGACGUUGAACAACAGUAACGCGCUGACCUACAUGAGAGAAAGCUUUCAAAAUUGGCCGUUUCAAGUUAUGCUGGCGGCUCCGUUUGCUGUGGACACUUUCUACCUUAUGUCUCUCUUGCUUGAAGUAAAUCCACAAGAAAUAUUUUGGCACAAGUGGGGCAAAAGUAAAAGUGUGUGUGUGUGUAGUCGUUCUGCUGUAACACUCUUUCAGUGCCUAGCUGCCAUGCCCCCCGAAGGAAACGCGAGGGCUGGGACAGUGCCAGGUUGCUCAACCCCAGACAGGGGAAAUCGAGAGGCAAAGGUCGGGUUCGAACCACUACCUCCAGGUCAAGGUCUGCUAACUUUCUACCUGGCCGCAUCUCGAUUCGAAGCGGUUCAAGAGGGCUGUCUACCUUGUAUCAAGUUCUGGUUUGUUCACGCCGUACAUCGAUUUUUACGGCUUACUCCACCUUAUCUGCUGGUCGUGUUCAUCUACGCUGGUCUGUUUCCCCACCUCUACGACGGACCACUAUUCCCUCAGCGCAUCGAGUUGACCGACGUCAAUUACUGCCGACAGCAUUGGUGGAUAACUUACUUUUCCAAUUUCUUUUACACCAAAGAACAGAGGUCUGCUAACUUUCUACCUGGCCGCAUCUCGAUUCGAAGCGGUUCAAGAGGGCUGUCUACCUUGUAUCAAGUUCUGGUUUGUUCACGCCGUACAUCGAUUUUUACGUGUUUACCGUGGACCUGGUAUCUGGCAAAUGAAUUCCAGUUCUCUGGAUUUCUUGCACCAGUCUUCAUCACAGUAACGAAAUGGACGUCGUUCGAUUUGCUCCUUGUCAAACCGUACACACACUGGGGUACAUACACCAUGGGGCUCUUUUUCGGGUGGAUUCUUUUCAAACGCAAGCAACAAGGAACGCUGCGAAGGAACUCACGUCGUGAACAAUUAUUUGUGGUCUCAGCGUUGGCUUUGGUUUCCACCUUUUGCUUGUCCAGUUUGUACGGGUUUGGAGGAGCGACUAGCACAAGCGGACCACACAGUCUUUCAAAAUUCACAUUCACUCUCAACACCGCUCUGUCUCGACCUGCGUUUGCUCUUGCGCUCGCGAUUGUGAUUUACCUUUGUGGCACCGACAAUGCACCCUAUUUCAAUGCGUUUCUCAGCUGGCCCGGAUUCCGACUGCCCUCACAGUUGACCUAUGGAUUGUCUCUCAUACAUCCAAUUUACGUCUACCUCAUUCUAAUGAGACUUCAAACGCCUAUUACGUUGAGCAGUGCAACUCUGGUAAUAUUGUUCGUUGCCGUAUCGGUAAUCAGCUUCAUCAGUUCGUUCUUCCUCUUUUUGGUCACUGAAAUACCGGUGAGAACACUUGAACAGUUUUAUGGACGCAGGUGAAAAAACUCCUGUCAGAUGUCGGUGGAAUAGUAUUUUCGUUAGUUUAUUUUUAUGGACAAACUGUG